Staurois parvus is the source of this 390-nucleotide messenger RNA. The record is from the annotation of a GenBank genome assembly. Lineage: Eukaryota; Metazoa; Chordata; Amphibia; Anura; Ranidae.
AUGCAGACUGUUUCUACAAACAUUUGUGAAAGAAUGGGUCGCUCUCAGGAGAUCAGUGAAUUCAAGCGUGGUACUGUGAUUGCCACCUGUGCAAUAAGCCCAUCCGUGAAAUGUCCUCCCUACUAAAUAUUCCACAGUCAACUGUUAGUGGUAUUAUAACAAAGUGGAAGCAACUGGGAACAACAGUAACAGCCAUGGAGUGCUAGGCCACGUAAAAUGACAGAGCACAGUCAGUGCAUGCUGAAGUGCAUAGUGAGCAGAAGUCGCCAACUGUCUUCAGAGUCAAUAGCUAAAGACUUUCAAACUUCGCGUGGCCUUCAGAUUAGCACAACAGUGAGUAGAGAGCUUCAUGGAAUGGGUUUCCAUGGGUGAGCAGCUGCAUUCAAGCCU